AUGGAGCGAACAACUUUAGUCGCAAAUACAUCAAAUAUGCCUUUUGCUGCUCAUAUUACUUUAUCGAAAUAUUUUCGUGAUGUGGGUUAUAAUAUUGCUAUGAUGGCUGAUUCAACAUCACGUUGGCCUGAUGCUUUACAUGAAAUUUCUGGUCGUUUAGCUGAAAUGCCUGCUGGUACUCGUUUAGUUUCAUUUUAUGAAUGUGCUGGUCGUGUUCGAUGUUUGGAUAAUCCAGAACAUAAAAAAUUAGCACAACGUAAACAUUUUCCAUCGGUUAAUUGGCUUAUUUCAUAUAGUAAAUAUACACGUGUUCUUGAUGAUUAUUAUGAUAAAAAUUUUCUGGAAUUUGUACCAUUACGUGCUAAAUGUAAAGAAAUUUUACAAAAAGAAGAUCCUUCGGAUAUAGUACAACUUGUUGGUAAAGCAUCAUUAGUUGAAACAGAUAAAAUAACUCUUGAAGUAUCACGAAUGAUAAAAGAUGAUUUUCUUCAACAAAAUGGUUAUUCAUCAUAUGAUAAACAUGUGUUGCAAUGCUUCUUUUUUAUGUNAUUAAUGACAAAUGUUAGUCGUGUUGGUGGAAGUUUAUUAAAAUUUAUUCAUGCUAUUGAUAAUUAUAUGGAUAUAUAUCGUGAAACAAAACCUAAAAAGGAUCGUUUAUCAUUUAUUGAAAAUGAUUAUGAAAAUAAUCUUGCUGAAUUAAAUCGUCUUGAACUAAGUAUUGAAAAAUUAACAAAUAUAUGA
Rotaria sp. Silwood2 is the source of this 741-nucleotide messenger RNA. Lineage: Eukaryota; Metazoa; Rotifera; Eurotatoria; Philodinida; Philodinidae. The record is from the annotation of a GenBank genome assembly.